This is a messenger RNA of Scatophagus argus, 2039 nucleotides long. RefSeq lists its product as uncharacterized. The coding region runs from base 116 to 1267 and encodes 383 amino acids. Lineage: Eukaryota; Metazoa; Chordata; Actinopteri; Scatophagidae. The record is from RefSeq and is a predicted model, not a curated record. The transcript has 11 exons.
ACGCGGAACGGAACGUUUGUCACUUGUCGGCUUCUGUAUCUUCACCAGGAAGUUGCUACAGUUUCAUUCAUUCUUCAAAAUUUAGGCUUGUGGUCCUGCAACAUUUGAUGCCAAAAUGCGUCGAAAGACCGAGGCUCAGCCAACGAACAAUGAAUCUACCAACACUAAUAAGAAGGAUCCGGAUGAAAGGCUGCACAGCCCAGCUGAAGCUGGAGGCAGGGUGUCUUACGGCUCCGUGCUCAUGAACGUAGGAAAGUGUUUACUUUUAAUCAUCGUCAUCCCUCCGUUCCUCAACUAUGCAUCGCUGCAGAGAGAAGGACAGCUGCUCUUGCCUAAAGAUGGCCAGAUUGUUGACGUUGGUUUGGGUCAAAAGAUGCACCUUUUGUGCAAAGGACACGGAAAACCAGUUGUCAUACUGGAUUCACCAACUGGAAUGUCCUCAGACGUUUGGUUGCAUGUCCAAGAAAGUGUGGCCACAAUAACAAAGGUUUGCACCUAUGACAGAAUGGGACUGGGCUUCAGCAAGCGACUGAUGCAGAAUGAAACCAACGGAAGUGAGAAAGUUUGGGGAAUGUCAACGACUGGACGGAUGGUGGAUGAUCUGCACCGACUCCUGCAGGCUGCUGGGAUAGCCAAGCCCUUCAUCCUGGUGGGCUCGGAGCUUGGUGCACUCAACAGCAGGUUUUACAGCCACAUUCAUGAUGUGCAAGUGUCAGACCUGGUGCUGAUUGAUCCCAUCCCAGAGGACAUUUUUGAGGAGGACCAGUGGAAAGAGUACUGGUAUGGUAAGCUGUUGUCCUCACUCCAAGCCAAGCAGUUUUCAGCAGCUACAGGACUGAGCCGGUUGCUGAUUAUCCUUGGGGCGAUUGAACCGACUGUUAACGGCGAAAAUGUCUCAGAGGAGGUCAUCCAGCGCCAGAAAUACCUGCUUAGUAACCCUGCCCAUCAGAGCAGUGCUGUGGAUGAGCAUUACUUUUUGAAUGAAAGUGCAGCUCAAGUAAGGGAUAUCACAAGGUUUAAGCCCCUCUCCAGCAGGACGUCUGUGAGUGUGAUCACUGGUGAUUCAUUUGACCAGCAAAUACCAGAACACCUAAACCAGAUGGUAGCUAAGCUUCAAAAGAAGUUUCUGGAGGAGUCCUACCCAUCAGCCAAUCACAUUCACAUAAAAGGAGCAGACCGGCGAAUGAUCUACAAGAAGCCAUCUGCCAUCAGCCAGCACCUGAGGAAGCUAGUGAACCAGCGACAAGCCAGACAGCAGAGCGAGUGACCCAUGGCCAACAUGUAACAACAGCAAAGACAUGGACAGAGUAAUUGUUGAAUAUGUUUUAAAUAUUCAAUAACAUAUUCUACUUAUCUUUUUACCUUUCCCCACAGCAAUCUGUAGAGAGUGUCCACAUAUCUGGUAAAGUUCAUAAAGAAGUCAAUUUUUAAACAUAUUUUUUUGCCCAGCUUUGCCUCCCUGGAAGCUUUUUUUUAAUUGAAAAUAACUGGAGGGUAUUCAGUGUGAUGAAAUAUUUGCUGUCUUAGAUUCAAAAAAAUCUUAUCUUUCAAGUUGUUAUUUCAGCUUCUUUACCUGAUUGGCCAGUGCCAAAAAUUAAUACAUUACUCCUUAUCAAUGUAAAGGCCACAUACGACAUUGCUCAACCUGAUAAUUGCUUAUCACCUUCAGUUCUGUCUUAAUAUUCUGCCAUGUUGUAGCCACCGGGAAAGUCACUCUGGGUUCCUCUGUGUCUCUGUUAUAUCAGCUUGUUACUUAACAUCACCAUCAGACGUGGACCUCCAUUUUAAAAACUACAAUCACUUGAUUUAUCUUACAGUUUGCAGAUGUGUCUGGCCUGCAAGUCUAAUUUUUAAUUCUUGUUCAUAUAUGUUCAUGUACAUUUGCAUCUAUUUUGAUUCCCAUGUUCUCAUUUUUGUGGGAAACAUGAAAUGUUUUUACAGGUAUACAGUAAUAUGAAAGAAAGACCAGACAGCAUUGGUUUAUCCUGAGGAUUUAAGUUUAAUUAUGACACCACAUCAAAAUAAAAAUUUCCAACAGA